AACCUUAAGGGAAAUAAAUAGAGAUCCAUCAUUGACGCGGUUUGCUUUUAACUAGAAAUAUCACACAAAACCCACCUGGAUGUUUUUGACCUGAGAGAGAAAGAGCAGUGGUUAUAAAAAAUACAUCACUGGUGAAGGUUACUGUGAAGAGACAGACUAUGUCUAAGGAGCUUGGGAUGAGGCCGGUGAUGGUUCUGCACAAUGAGGGUGUUAACUUCCAAUUGAAUUCUGUCCCCAAUGAGGAUGAAGCCUGGAAAAGCUACCUUGAAAACCCAUUAACUGCAGCAACAAAGGCCAUGAUGAGCAUCAAUGGUGAUGAUGAAAGUGUGGCUGCUUUAAGCCUCCUCUAUGAUUACUACAAGGUGCCAAAGGAAGAAAGACUUCUGCUGCCCGGAAAAGUAACCCGCCCGUGUGAACCAAACGCAGUAAGGAGGAAUAACACUGGCAUUGGAUUUGAUUUUGACAACAUUUCAUUUCUGGAAAAUCCCAUCCCAACUAUGAAACCUUUGCCUGAAGAUAUCAUUAUGUCAACAGAGUACCUUGAUCCAACUAGAAGAUCCCAACGGUUCCAUUCAGAUGCUUCCUUUCCAGUUCCCAAAUGUCAGCCUUCAUUAGAUAGCUGUAUCAUCGCCCCCAGAGAUUUAUACGACUGCAAUCUCACCGAAUCAUUUGAUAAUAUUUUAAUGACACAGCCACAACAGAGAUGGGUCGCUGAGAACAUAUCACCUGAGGCCUUUCUUAACGAUUUGAUGAGACCACCUUGUGUCGAAGAGAAUAUCACAAAUAAUAACUCAAGGGUCGACUUUGAGUACAUUCUGGAGGCACCUAAAUCCGUCAACCAGAAACUAGGGGAGGAAUCACUGGGUUACCUCAACAAAGGACAGUUUUAUCCAGUCACACUGAGAGCUGCGGAGAGUGACAAAUGUUUACAAUCAUCCUCAACCAAAGUUCGAAGCAUGAUAAUGGCUGUAUUUGACAAUGGGAAGCCUGUGGAAGAACAAAUUAAGUACUGGAAACACUGGCAUUCCCGACAGCAUACUGCAAAGCAACGAGUCAUUGAUUUCGCAGAUUACAAGGAAAGCAACAGCACUAUCAGCUGUGUCGAAGAGGUGGCGUUCAAUGCUCUUUCCUUCAUCUGGGAUUCCAGCAAGGAAGCCAAGGUUCACAUUGGAAUUAACUGCCUGAGUACAGACUUCUCCUCACAGAAGGGAGUCAAAGGUCUGCCCUUAAACCUCCAGAUAGACACCUUUGACUGUGAAACCAAAUCGGACAAACCUAUUCAUCGGGCUGUCUGCCAGAUUAAAAUAUUUGUGGACAAGGGCGCUGAGAGAAAAAUGAGGGAUGAAGAGCGCAAACAAUCUAAACGAAAAAGCAAGUUCCCAGAUUCCACCACAGAUGCUAUUACCAACAAGAGGAUUCCACUACCAGAUCACAGAGGAAAUGAUCGUACAUAUUUCAAGCCAAUGACAGACCUAAUUUCAUCUCCUGUUCUAUUCACGCCAGAAGCUCAUUUCCUUUAUUCACAGCGAACUAGAUUGGAGCACUCAAUGAGUGGUGAAGCAAGAAACCCUGAGAGGUUACCAGUCAAAAGGGGAAGCAAGACACUGUUCAAGGAUGAAGGGGAUCUACCCAUCAAAUUUGCCAAGCUUUGUGAACCAGAGCGAGUGCUGCUAUAUGUACGCAGGGAGUGUGAAGAUGUAUUUGAUGCCUUGAUGUUACAGACUCCUAAUCUUAAGGGACUGAAGAAUGCUAUCUCAGAGAAGUAUGGGCUGCUUGAAGAGAGGAUUUGCAAAGUUUACAAGAAGUGUAUGAAAGGAAUCCUGGUGAACAUGGAUGAUAACAUCGUGCAGCAUUACUGCAACCAUGCCGCAUUCCUGGUGGAGAUAAAGGACAUAUGUGGUGGCUGUCAAAUAACACUUAAAGAAGUUUAAGGAGACUUAACAUUCCUGGACAAACUCAAAGAUGUACAGAAUAUAGGAACAGAUUAGGAAUUGCUCUACCUCUGUUCCUCUGUCCGUGAACAUUAACUGUCGGCUGCUUUGGACCAAAGAACAUUGUGCCAUUACUCUCAUCUGACCUAACAACAAAACAGGCUUGUUUCUACCCAGCAUGAAGAGUUCAAUAUUGCCUUCAUUUUAUUCUAUGCUUGUAUGGAUGAUGCUCGAAGCAAUCUUUUCUUCUUUGUUUGCACCGCUCAACACGUUCCUUCUGGAAUCUGAAUGCCUCGCUUGCUUCACUUCAUCAAACCAAACCUUAUUGACUGUUGGACUGUACACUGGAUCACCAGCCAGCCUAUGUAUAUUUUAGUAUGAUGGAAUGUGUGAGAUUUUUGAAUCAUUUGCUAGUUCCUGUAAUUUGCUUGCCAAUUUUUUAAAAUCUCAACUCAACCUUGUCAGAUUUCCGGCAAGAUUUUCAAUAUAAAGUAUUUACGGAAGGAAUGGCAAAUUGGUUGCUAUUUUAUGGUGCUCAUGAAGUUUGUGGAAAAAUUCAUUGCUCAUAAGUGAACACUAAUUUCGUCUUUAGGGCGAGGGAAGGACCCUCCCUCCAAUAAUUCAAAGAACAUUUAUUUCUUCUUUAUAUAUGUACGUAAUUCCACAGAACCAUCCUUCCUUGUUACAUAUCAUACAUCUGCACCACCUUUCCCUAGUAUUUUGGUGGAGGAAAUAUUUGUGUACCAUCGUUUUAUUGCCACAAAUGGUAACCAGACCUCCUGAUGCAAUCAACAAUUUCCAAAACGUUUAAGAUUAUCAGCGUGCACAGGAGAUGUUUAGAAUCGUGGUGUGCUGGUAUCUCUUCAUGAUUUACAACCUUCAAAGUAUUGUACAAUGGAUGUGUAUAAAAUAUUGUAUCAUAGAUUAAUGGGGGGACACCUCAGUGAUCUAGCAUGUCCAGUUGCCGAAGUACUGCUCAGGCAUCCAGAUUUAAGAUAUUGGUAGCCCAACUAGCUGCCCAAUGCUUUUCUUUUUAAUGCCCCUAUUUUAAGCAAGUGAUAUCCAUGAUUGGCGCUUAAUUAAAUUGGUCUCGGAAGUAGUGCUUUCCUUUGCAGUGCCAUUGGGAGCCCAACUAGCUGCCCAAUGCUUUUCUUUUUAAUGCCCCUAUUUUAAGCAAGUGAUAUCCAUGAUUGGAGCCUAUUAUAUUGGCUGAUAUGUUUGAAGAGCUUCCAAAUUAGAUGGCAAUUUGCCCGAUUCAUUAUUUGAAGAAACAUAACAUUUCCACACCUAAAGACAUGGUAAAAAAAGAAUGAUUCCUAGUUUCCUCUAAUUGAUUUACUAAAUCAACAUAGCUUUCUCGGGGUGUAUUUUCAUUUGUUUACUGAUGUUUCUGAAUACUUUUUACUCAUGUAUAAAUUCAGAGAUAUGCAUUAUGCUCAGUCAAAAGGUGUUCACAAACAUUAUUAGGGAAAGAUAGGAACAUUUCUUACCAUUAAUCGUCUUGAUUUUUUGGAUUACUGUUUUUUUGUGUAAAUAUAGUCAGUCUUUUACAUUUAUUGGUAUUAUACUCAGGAUCUCCACGAUGUGAACACGUAUAUAUUGUACAUAGAAAGAGUUAGCCUCAAGUUUAAACAUUGUGGUGAUGGACAUUUCAUGUUGAUGAUGUAUUUUUCAAACUGCAGAUGAGAUCUCACAAUUGUGAGAUAUAUUUUUGUUAUCGUAUUGUAAUAAAUGAGCAUAUCUGGUGUAACAUUCUAAAAUUGUAACUUCCUGGGUGCCAUUGUUGGUUUUUAACGUCAAAGAGUUACAUAAACUUCACUGCCAAAUUCCUGUAAAAAUUUCAAUUGAUUAAAAUGCAAAGUGUUUAAAAAAAAAAA
This is a messenger RNA of Leucoraja erinaceus (little skate), 3808 nucleotides long. RefSeq names its product grainyhead-like protein 3 homolog. The transcript has 16 exons. The coding region runs from base 159 to 1931 and encodes 590 amino acids. Gene Ontology annotation, molecular function: DNA-binding transcription activator activity, RNA polymerase II-specific; RNA polymerase II cis-regulatory region sequence-specific DNA binding. The record is from RefSeq and is a predicted model, not a curated record. Gene Ontology annotation, biological process: regulation of transcription by RNA polymerase II. Gene Ontology annotation, cellular component: nucleus. Lineage: Eukaryota; Metazoa; Chordata; Chondrichthyes; Rajiformes; Rajidae.